AUGGCCGAAGCCGCGGGUCUGGCUGUUGGGACGAUAGCCCUCGCAAGUUUGUUCCAAACCUGUCUCGACAUCCUGGACUAUAUCGAAGAUGCGAGGAAUAUCAAGAGCGAUCGCGAGCGGGGAGACACGAAAUUGGGACUGCUAAAAAUCAGGCUGAAGCAAUGGGGGGAUGACCUGCAAGUAUUGUACCCUGGUCGCGAAGAUGGAGGGCUGCGGGAACAUUGGCCUGAAGAAAGCGGCACGAUAAGCAAAAGCCUUUUAGGCAUCACUGGCAUGCUCAACGAUGCUUCAAAGCUGAGUCACAAAUAUGCACCAUACAGGAUAAAACUCAAUUCUUGGUAUAUUGUCUGGAAGCCUUCCAAACGGAUAUAUAAGCCAGAUCAACAAGAGAUUUCCGAGAAACAAAUUUGCCAGGGUCUUACAUCGCUGACGCAGCGUACUACUUGGGCUUUCAGAGACAAGAAAAGAUUCAACUCCUUAUUGGCUGAGCUCGAUUUCUUCGUCACUAAUCUGGAGAAAGUCACUAUUCGGGUAGUGAGAUUUGACAAGCUUGAAUUGGAAAGUCUUUCAACGAGUGAAGGAGACUUCAAAAUGAAUGGAAUACACACAUUGGCGGAUUUUCAAAAAGAAAGCACACGGAAAACAGUAUUCGAGAAUUCUGCUGGGCGUACAAUUUCUGGCCGUGUCCCGACAUCAGGUACUGUCAGCAAGGAAGUACCUGAAAAAACCUCCAAUGCCACCCAGUCAGCUGAAGGCCACACAUUUAAGAACAAUUCCGCCAAGGAUAAUGGUUUUCAGCAUGCAGGUGAUCAUGGAAAAGUCGAUCCUAAUGCUAAACGACACGAAUUCACGGGUCACCAAGCCGAAGGCAAUAGUAUGCAGUUCAUGGGCAAUAUGGACGGAGAUGCUUCCAAAAACCUCUUCCAGCUUGCAUUGAGUCGACAUACUGCAUCUGCUCAUUAUUCCAAGAAUUGA
Molecule: messenger RNA, 975 nt
Organism: Truncatella angustata
Lineage: Eukaryota; Fungi; Ascomycota; Sordariomycetes; Amphisphaeriales; Sporocadaceae
Product: prion-inhibition and propagation-domain-containing protein
Exons: 2
Coding region: 1-975 (324 amino acids)
Source: RefSeq, a predicted model, not a curated record